Molecule: messenger RNA, 2248 nt
Organism: Phyllostomus hastatus (greater spear-nosed bat)
Lineage: Eukaryota; Metazoa; Chordata; Mammalia; Chiroptera; Phyllostomidae
Gene: CDCA8
Product: cell division cycle associated 8
Exons: 11
Coding region: 159-1001 (280 amino acids)
Biological process (GO): mitotic sister chromatid segregation
Cellular component (GO): chromosome, centromeric region; chromosome passenger complex; spindle midzone
Source: RefSeq, a predicted model, not a curated record
UUGUAAGAUGGCGACUUCUCAUUCGUCAGCCGGUGGCAGUUUGAAUUUUGUGCGAGCGGCUGCACGUCCUGUUAGCCGCUGAGCCGCUUUCUCCCGGCUUGAGCGGCGAGGUUUUUUUCAGCCUUUGGUUUGGGACCCGCAGCCUCCACCGAAGCGCCAUGGCUCCGGCUAGGAAGGGCAGCAGUGGGGUGACCAAGGCCAAUUCGUUACGGAGCCGGAAGCUCGCCUCCUUUCUUAAGGACUUCGAUCGUGAAGUGCAAAUACGAUCCAAGCAAAUUCAGUCGGACAAGCUGAAUCUCAUCAAGGAACUAGACAACAUGUACAACAUUGAGAUCCUGCGGCUCCCCAAGGCGCUGCGCGAGAUGAACUGGCUCGACUACUUCGCCCUUGGAGGAAGCAAGCAGGCCCUGGAAGAGGCAGCAACGGCUGACCUGGACAUCAGAGAAAUAAACAAACUAACAGCAGAAGCUAUUCAGACACCCCUGAAAUCUGCCAGAACACGAAAGGCAAUGCAAGUGGAUGAAAUGAUAGAGGAAGAAGAAGAGGAAGAGAAAAAAAAUAAGAAACUUCAAACUGCCAAAGUCAAAAGGUGUCCUCCAUCCAGGAAGAGAACCCAGUCCAUACAAGGAAAAGGCAAAAGCAAAAGGUCAAGCAGUUGUAACACUGUCACCCCGGCUAUGGGCCGGAUGGAGCUGUCUCUGGUGAAACCCACUCCAGGCCUGACGCCCAGAUUUGACUCACGGGUCUUCAAGACCCCCGGCCUGCGCACUCCGGCAGCCAGAGAGCGGAUUUACAAUGUCUCGGUGAACGGCAGCCCUCUAGCCGACAGCAAAGAGGUUUUCCUCACUGUGCCAGUGGGAGGCGGAGAGAGCAUGCGACUGCUGGCCAGUGACUUGAAGAGGGUCGAUAUCGCACAGCUGGACCCAGAGGCCCUGGGCAACAUAAAGCAGCUGUCCAGCCGUCUCGCCCAGAUCUGCAGCAGCAUACAGACUCACAAAUGAGGUUGCUGUUCCAAGAAGCCAACUCAACAGGAUGGAUUUUCAGUGGGCACUUCUGGGAGCUUCUCCCCUUCAAGCUUAUGGUCUCUCUGAGUGUGAAGUUCAGAGCAGGAGUGGCGCUCCUCUCGGAGAACUCGGGACGUGGGGAGGCACUGUUCCCCCAUCCGUUUCGCUAUUUGCACCUCCCAACCCAGGUGACGGACACUGCCUGCUGCGUGUAUGCAGUCUCCCUGCCGAACGGUCCUUCCAGCUCUCAGAGCCGCUCCCUCCCUCUUCCUGCAACUGUACCUCCUCCACCCUGCCCUGACUCCAGUGCAGACAGCAUGGAGAGCCUUGUGUUCUCGGAAAGACUGACUGCUUGCCCUUGUCGGAGAACCCUCUGCGUCUGGCAUUCCUGCUCUGCGUGCUUGGGGCUGGGAGGUUUGGGCCCAGAGAACUGAGCGUUCAGGGCUGUGAGGGGGCAGUUCCAGAAAGUGCGGAGGAAGCAGACAGACGGGGUCAGGACAGUGUGUCAGGGCCUGUCACCACAGCGGAACACACGUCCCCCCACUCCCAUCUCCUCCUCCUGCGGAGUCUCACACGUGCUGUGCCCCGUAGUCCUGUUCAGGCUGCUGUGUGGGACAGUGUGCUGUGCCUCUGUUUACUGAAGACCAAAAAUGGGUGUGGAGGUAGUUUCCAUGGCUCGCUCCUCUACCUCUCUAGUUAGCGGGAAUCUGGAUUAGGGGCUUGCAGGGCUUAGAUUAGUGUGGGAUUUUGUGUGACUGGCUCUCCACGGCCCAGUGGCCCCCGCCAGGCCUGGAGACCUUGCAGCGUGCGCUUCUCUCUGAAUGGCUUCACUGAGGGAGCAGGUAUGACUGGACUGCGGCCUCGCUCCACGUGUGUGGCCCGCGCCCUGGGCACGCACUAGUUCCUUGGAGUCGGCACUGAGAUCCCUGCGUGCCAGCCGGUGCCUCCGCUCCAAAGAAUCAUGGGACGUGGUCCAAGAACACGGGAACUGAGCGUUCCCGCCCCAGGCUUGAGGGCCCACAGUUUCUCCUGUGGCUCUUUGCCGUACUAUCAUUUUGCUUCGUGACCAUUCUAGUAAUCCAGUCCUGUUUAAGUUGUAUUCUUUUCAGGUUGUUUUAGUGUCCCUAUCCUGAGACUUUUUGUACAUACUGUUUUCCUGAGUAAUGUAAUGGUAUCUCUAAUCUGGUUUUUUUAAUCAGAGCUAUUGAAAGGUACCUGUUUUCAAUAAAUUGUGAGUUUGUUCA